Messenger RNA from Daldinia childiae, 393 nucleotides. RefSeq names its product ER membrane protein complex subunit 6. The coding region runs from base 1 to 393 and encodes 130 amino acids. The transcript is spliced from 2 exons. Gene Ontology annotation, cellular component: EMC complex; endoplasmic reticulum; membrane. Lineage: Eukaryota; Fungi; Ascomycota; Sordariomycetes; Xylariales; Hypoxylaceae. The record is from RefSeq and is a predicted model, not a curated record. Gene Ontology annotation, biological process: protein folding in endoplasmic reticulum; autophagosome assembly.
AUGCCGACCGAACGAGAUUUCCAAAUCGCACCCAUUGUGCCCGAGUCCAUCAUCAACAACUCCAGGCUAAACAAAAAUACUAACAAUCCCUCCCCCACCCAGACUCUAUCCAACCUCCAGACCCUCACUGCAUCCAUCUUCGGCGCCGCAGCCGGCAUCCUCGGCCUUGAAUCCUACAAUGGUUUCCUAUUCUACUUCAUCUUCACCAUCCUCACUACCGUCCUCUUCUACACGAUCCGCGUCGCACCUACGUCGCUAAAGGCAGGCCAUGGCCUCUUCGACACGAGCAGAUAUUUCCGAACUCAGUUUGAAUUCUGGACGGGCGGUCUCUUUGGCGGACUUGCGGGAUACAUAUUGACGUGGACGCUGUUUUACGGUUUGGUGAGAGCAUAG